This is a messenger RNA of Schistosoma bovis, 4733 nucleotides long. The record is from the annotation of a GenBank genome assembly. Lineage: Eukaryota; Metazoa; Platyhelminthes; Trematoda; Strigeidida; Schistosomatidae.
AUUCAGAAGAUUAGGAUUUGAGAGAACACAAAGAGUGGAUGCACCUGCGCCAACGCAAACGAAUUUAAGCCAUAUCAUUCAAGGUCUCUAACCAUCAGUUGCUAUCGUCUUGCGGAUUCCAAUCAGGUAGUCUAUAUCUGCCAACAUGACUCACUCCACUUAUCAGUGACUUCAUCGACCUAGACUCUAUGGUUUUUGAUGCUCGUUAGUAAAGAAUACCUGGAAUCUUGGAAAAAUUGAUGCUCACUAUAGGAUUAAAGCUCGUAUAGAUCAACUUUACAGUUUGAAACAUUACCGCUGAGCUACUAGUAUUGCUAUUGAAUAGUGAUUAGUCAAUAUAAAUUGAAGACUGUAUACCACAAUAUAAUAGUUGAGAACUUAAUAGUUGAUAUGAAGACCUCUAUAUGUUGACUAAAAGAUUACUCCCAUGUAUAUGAUAUUUAAUGAUGUGUUUAGUUCUAAGGACUGUUUUGAUGUACAAAUUUUCCACGACUUCAACAAUCAACUUACUUGAUUUGGAAAACUUCAAACUUAGAUUUCGUCGCUUUUGACAAGAUUAGUGUAAGGACAGUUCAUAAGUGAACUUGAGGAAGCCUUAAGAAGUUCAGAAAGAGUCAAAGAUAUUCCAUCCAAUCAUCUUUUUCGGAAGAAUAUUCCAGAAUCUAUAUGUGGAACUUCCCUAUUUGACAAAUGCUAAUCCCCCCCCCUGUAUACCAUAAUUGACACCGUUCGAGUGCUCAUUUUAUGCUCCGGUAUAUUAAGUAUCUAAACUCUAGAUAAAACCAUUAGAUUUCAACUACAUCAUACAGGGGAUGAUUUCCCUUAUUUGUUUUCUUAGAUUUAUUUUAAACCUGUAGUAGUUAUGGAAUAACUAUUUGACAUCAAGUGAUUAACAUUGAAUAAUAAUUUUUUCUAUUUUAUAACAGCAAGAAUUAUUAAAACGUCGUGAAAUGGAAAUUAAUAAACUACGUAAAGAUUUAGAAAAUGCUAAUGCAUCACUUGAAUUAGCUGAAACAUCAAUGAGACGUCGACAUCAAACAGCAUUGAAUGAAUUAGCAUUAGAAGUUGAAAAUUUACAAAAACAAAAAGGAAAAGCUGAAAAGGACAAAAGUCACUUGAUCAUGGAAGUGGAUAAUGUUCUAGGACAAUUAGAUGGUGCACUAAAAGCUAAGCAAUCAGCUGAAUCAAAAUUAGAAGGAUUGGAUAGUCAAUUAAAUCGUUUAAAAUCAUUAACAGAUGAUUUACAAAGACAAUUAACUGAAUUAAAUAAUGCAAAAUCAAGAUUAACAUCAGAAAAUUUUGAAUUAUUACAUAUUAAUCAAGAUUAUGAAGCACAAAUUUUAAAUUAUUCUAAAGCAAAAUCAUCUCUUGAAAGUCAAGUAGAUGAUUUAAAACGAUCUUUAGAUGAUGAAGCUAAAAAUCGUUUCAAUCUUCAAGCUCAGCUUACAUCACUUCAAAUGGAUUAUGAUAAUUUACAGGCUAAAUAUGAUGAAGAAAGUGAAGAGGCCAGUAAUUUGCGUAGUCAAGUAUCUAAGUUUAACGCUGAUAUUGCUGCAUUAAAAUCUAAGUUUGAACGCGAACUUAUGAGUAAAACAGAAGAAUUCGAGGAAAUGAAGAGGAAAUUAACUAUGAGAAUAACGGAACUUGAAGAUACUGCAGAAAGAGAACGAUUAAAAGCGGUAUCAUUAGAAAAACUUAAAACAAAGUUAACAUUGGAAAUUAAAGAUUUACAGUCUGAAAUAGAGAGCCUUUCAUUAGAAAAUGGUGAAUUAAUUCGUCGAGCUAAAGCUGCUGAAUCAUUAGCUUCUGAAUUACAACGUCGUGUAGACGAAUUGACAAUUGAAGUGAAUACAUUAACAUCACAAAAUAGUCAAUUAGAAGGUGAAAAUCUUCGUUUAAAAAGUUUAGUUAAUGAUUUAACUGAUAAAAAUAAUGCAUUAGAACGUGAAAAUCGUCAAAUGAAUGAUCAAGUCAAAGAAUUAAAAAGUUCACUUCGUGAUGCUAAUCGUCGUCUUACUGAUUUAGAAGCAUUAAGAUCACAAUUAGAAGCUGAAAGAGAUAAUCUUGCUUCAGCUUUACAUGAUGCUGAAGAAGCUUUACAUGAUAUGGAUCAAAAAUAUCAAGCUUCACAAGCUGCAUUAAAUCAUUUAAAAUCUGAAAUGGAACAAAGGCUCAGAGAAAGAGAUGAAGAAUUAGAAAGUCUAAGAAAAAGUACUACUAGAACAAUUGAAGAAUUAACUGUUACAAUUACUGAAAUGGAAGUCAAAUAUAAAUCAGAAUUAUCACGUUUAAAAAAACGUUAUGAAUCUAAUAUAGCUGAAUUAGAAAUUCAAUUAGAUACUGCUAAUAAAGCUAAUGCAAAUCUUAUGAAAGAGAAUAAAAAUUUAUCACAACGUGUUAAAGAUUUAGAAACAUAUUUAGAUGAAGAACGUCGUCUACGGGAAGCAGCGGAAAAUAAUUUACAAAUUACUGAACAUAAACGUUUACAAUUAGCAAAUGAACUUGAAGAAAUACGUAGUACAUUAGAAAAUUUAGAACGUUUACGUAAACAUGCUGAAACAGAACUUGAAGAAGCUCAAUCACGUGUUAGUGAAUUAACUAUGCAAGUGAAUACAUUAACUAAUGAUAAACGUCGUCUUGAAGGUGAUAUUGGUGUAAUGCAAGCUGAUAUGGACGAUGCUAUUAAUGCUAAACAGGCUUCUGAAGAUAGAGCAACUAGACUAAAUAAUGAAGUUCUACGUUUAGCAGAUGAACUACGCCAAGAACAAGAAAAUUAUAAACAUGCUGAAGCUUUAAGAAAACAACUUGAAAUUGAAAUUCGUGAGAUUACAGUAAAAUUAGAAGAAGCUGAAGCAUUUGCUACUCGUGAAGGUCGUCGUAUGGUUCAAAAACUACAGGCACGUGUACGUGAACUUGAAGCAGAAUUUGAUGGUGAAUCAAGAAGAUGUAAAGAUGCAUUAGCUCAAGCACGUAAAUUUGAACGUCAAUAUAAAGAAUUACAAACACAAGCUGAAGAUGAUCGUCGUAUGGUUUUGGAACUUCAAGAUUUAUUAGAUAAAACUCAAAUGAAAAUGAAAGCAUAUAAACGUCAAUUGGAAGAAAUGGAAGAAGUUUCACAAAUUACAAUGAAUAAAUAUCGUAAAGCACAACAACAAAUUGAAGAAGCUGAACAUCGUGCAGAUAUGGCUGAACGUACAGUAACUGUACGUCGUGUUGGUCCAGGUGGACGUGCUGUUUCAGUAGCACGUGAAUUAUCUGUCACUUCAAAUAGAGGAAUGAGAGCAACAAGUAUGAUGUAAAGCACACACACACCUACACGCCUAUAUGUUUCUCUUUUCGUUUUCCUCAUGUUCGCUUCAUUUAGCCAAUAAUAUCUAUCUAAUGAGGAAAUUAUCAAUAAUGACUUAUUAUUAUUAUUAUCCAAUGUGCUUUACUUCAUUUCUCUCUCUAAAUCUCCUCGAUAUGCUGCUGUUGCUGGUUUGUUCCUUUUUCUUUCUUUCUUUCUUUCUCUUUUUUUAACUUCCUAAAGUGAAAGACGAAAAAGAAAAAAGAGAACGGUUUCAGUAAAAAAACUGAAACUACACUACUACUACUACUACUACUGAUAAACAAUAAGUAAAUUAUUUGUUUAUAACUAGCUUACAAAUAACCUAGGCAUGAAUUGUUUUGUUAUCUUCUUCUUCUUCUUCAUUAUUGACAAUUAUUGUCUCUAUGAAAUAAUAACAAGAACAAACACUGUUACCCUGGUUACUAUCUCUAUGAUUAGUAUAAAUAACAACUAAUCCCUUAUUGCUAUUUUCCCUUCAACUCAUUCAUUUGAAAUUUCGUUUCAAGUUUUCAAUUAUGGAAGAUCGUAAUAUUCAAAGAAAAACAAACAAAUCUGUAUUGAUUACUCCUUUGUUUUGUUUUUUUUUUAUUCAAAGAAACAAUAAACAUUUAUAUUAUUGAAUGAUUCUUAAAAAUAUAGAUAGAUACUUGAAUGUUAUUUCCAUCUACGGAAUAGAUGAAACAGAAUGGCUAUUUAACAAGUGAAAUAUCUUCACAAUAAACAAACAAACAAAAAAGAAAAGAAAAAAAAGAAGAUUAGAAUAAAGUAAACAUCAAUCACCAAGAUAGUAACAAUCAAUUACAUAUAUAAAUGUUAAUUCUAUUUAUCUUUCAAAAUGGUUACUAUUCCUAUUAUCACUAUUAUUAUUAUUACUCAUUAUUGAUUAUUGAUGAUCGAUUAUUGAUUAUUCUCUUUCUUUUUUGUUGUUGUUUCAUUGGUUAUUGAUUUUACAAAUUACAAAUUGAUUCCCCCUUUUACGCUUUGUUUCUCUCGCUCUCUCUCUCUCGCCUCCCCCCCUACACACAUACAUACAUGCAAGCAAACUAUAAAAAAAUAUCAGGAAAAUUAUUGUUUAUGCCAUGUACAACUAAAUUAGUUAUUGCUUUUAACCUUGUUAGUUUGUGUUUUUUGUUUUUCUAAAAAGUAAAAAAAUAUUUUUAUCAAUUUCUUUAUUUUUAUCACAUUUUCUUCUUGUUCUUCUUCUUCCUCCUCCUCCUCUUCUUCUUCUAUAGUCCUUUCAUUCUUUCAUUUAUUGUACUAUUCACAUAACUAUUAUCGUUAUUAUUAUUAUUACCUAACCAACGGUUUGAACUACGAAAUUUUCCCAUAUUUCUAAGGAAACAAAGAAAAAACUUUUAAAAAAUAUCUGUGCAAUCGUAAUAGAUAAUCUUUAUUUAUUGAUUAG